Messenger RNA from Acanthoscelides obtectus, 673 nucleotides. Lineage: Eukaryota; Metazoa; Arthropoda; Insecta; Coleoptera; Chrysomelidae. The record is from the annotation of a GenBank genome assembly.
GUAUAUUUUUAGUAUGUCGCACUGGGAAAAAGAGCAAGAGAGGUUAUUGAAGCUAUGGGAAGAAGUAGGAGCAGAAGACUCUGAAAAUGAGCAGCUAGAACAAGAAGCAGCAUCUGGAUCGGAAGCAGAAGAAAAUAAUAGUGAAAGGUCUACAAAUUCUGAUACAGAGCAAGAAAUAGAUGAGGAAGAUAUACUUCACCUGUCCGAGGCUACAACGUGCACAUCAAAUGAUAUAUACAUGGGAAAAGAUGGAGUUACAAAAUGGAGCAAAACUUGUGGAAAUUUAGCUGUGAAGACAAGAGCCGGACGGAUCAAACUGGAUAAAACGGGAAAUCAUCACACAGGUGUAUCGCAGCAUCUCAAAGCUUCAUUUAAAAUAGCUUUUAUGAUAGCAAAGCAAAAGAAAUCUCACACUUUCGGUGAAGAAUUAAUAACACCAUGUGUCUUAAAAGCCACGCAGAUGAUCUUAGGAGAAGAUGCAGAGCAAAAAAUGAAGUCUAUUUCUCUUUUGAAUAACACAGUCAAGCGUAGAAUCGAUGACAUUGCAGCAGACAUAAAGUCACAAAUAAUUAACAAAGUAAAAUUAUCGCCAUUUUUUGUCAUUAGUUGCGAUGAGUCCACCGACAUCGCUAAUUGUGCACAGUUAAUUGUUUAUAUUCGUUACAUCGGCUGA